AGCUGCAUGAUCCUGGAACCAGCAUGAGUGCAUGUCCACAGGUGCCAAAACACCAACUAGAGAGGAAUUAGUCUUUUUUUCUGAAUGGAGAAACCACAAUGCUGCACUUAAGUCUUAGAAAUGAGCCGUUAGAACAGAAGCCACAAUGUUGAUGUUGUGGUAAAAGCUUCUCAGAACUUUUCUGCUCUGGAAAACUUUCCCACUUUUUCUACAAGCAACCAUUACUCGCAGGAAAUGGAGAAACAAAAAGCCGUUCUCAAAUGUUUCAGGACCUUUUCCGAGGAGGAAAAUGAGGAGCUGGCGCAGGAGGAGCUCAGUUUUACUAAACAGAGAAGUGGGGAUGUGAACUUUAAAGAUUCCUUGUGUUAUGUUAUACUGCCUCAUGACGGAGAGAAGGUGACCUCUGGGAGAGAGGGAGGGAACGACUCAGACCGAACGGAGCAGGAGAGGAAUGAAUUUAACCGAACAGAGCAGCAGAGCGGGAAUGGAAACGAGGAAGAUGUCUCAGAAAUGCCAAACAAACACUGCGACAGAGUAAAUGCUUCUCACAGGCCGGAGAACUCCCCGGACGAACGUGCCCUGAACGCAUCUCUGCAUCCAAAAUGUCAACACAUUUCUGCUGAGUGCACAAAUACAGAUUGUGUUGGUGUCGUGCCAAACGGUGUCAAGCAGGAUGUAGGAGCAAGUGAUAAAUUGCAUGAGUAUGAGGAAGUUGCAGAUUUUCAGGAAGACUUGGUCAAAACUGUGUAUAGUUCAGAUGUGAAUAUUCACCCCGAGGAGUCUGAGGGACACGUGGUGCUAACUGGGACUGGUCCAGGACACUCUGAUGAAGAAGAGGCUGAAGAAGCUGAAGAGCAAAACGUUGAGCCCUCCAGCUCUGAAAAUGAUGAAGAAGGGGAGGUGAAAUGUGCAGAGGCAGAAGAGGAUGAGGAAGAAGGACAAAGUUCUCCAGACUUAUCCAUCCACCAACAUCUUCACAACCCACAAGAUAAUACAUUGAAUAUUUCCAUCACACGAUCGGACCAAGCCAACAGCCCUCCACCUGGAUCCACCUUCACCAGAGCCACCUUCUCCCCGGGCUCCCCCACGGACAAGCAGAUCCAGCUGCCGGCCCUCUUCAGCGGCCUGAGGGUGCUGAGGAAAGGGGUGGUGGGCCCCGGGCACGACACCGUGUCCGCCAUCAAGCCUCAGUCUCUGGGGGCCAGGAGGGCCACACUCCCAGAGAGGCCGGAGGACGCCAGGGUCCAGGGGAACUUCUUGGACCAGAUCUCCCAGUUUCUGAGUCUGGAAAAGAAAGCAGACGAGAAAGAGGAGAGGACGGAUGAUGAGGGCGACCAGGAUGAACCCGAGGACGAGGAAAGUCCCGAGAAGGAGGACUUUGAAAAAGAGGAGGAUUUAGAAACGUCUGGGUCAUUUGACUCCGCGAAAUCUCCGGUGUCGAGUGCCGAGGCAGCGUUUGAUGCCUUCAAGGCUUUUUUCACCCCGAGGCCGUUGAAGAAGGACCCGGCAGACAGAGUGGACCUGGACGCAGUGAGGAAGAAGAUUAGAUCUGACAAAGACGUGUUGAGAGCCAUUUUUGAGAGAAGCUCCAAUAAGACGCCAGAGAAGAAAGACUCAUCUGAUGGAAAAUCCGAGGCUUCCACGCCGGGGGAGGGGGAAGAGCGGACUCCUGGUCGUCUACAAGCCGUCUGGCCGCCGGUCAAGGAGGAGAAAGUCGGGCUCAAGUACACUGAAGCAGAGCAUCAGGCGGAUCUGCUGCAGCUGAAGAGAGAAUGCAAAGAGGAGCUGGAGAAGUUACAGGAGGAGUUCGGUCGGGAGCUUUCCAGACUUCGGGUGGACAACGAGGACAGCGUCGCCCGGCUGGAGUCCACCGUGGCCGAGCUGCAGGCCCGACUCUCCCAGGCCGGGAGCCAGACCAGAGGGGAAGUCCGAGACGUCUCCGUGUCCACUGGAGACGACUGUCUACAAAAGUCUUUCCGCACCGUCUGCGUCCAGACGGACAGAGAGACCUUCGUCAAAACCCCAGAGGACGGAGAGGGCACAGAGACGAGUCCCCGGCCGCAGAAGAUGACCCCCAGAAAGCUGGACCUGGCCUCCAUCAGCCUGAGCCUGGCAGGUCAGUGGGAGGAAACAGCGCCCCCUGGGCCUCCAUCGCAGACUCUGCCUGCUCCUGGAGCCGCGUUCCCUCAAACAGAACAAGCACCAGCCCCUGCUGAGGCAACGUUAACACACAAAACACACAAUCUCCCUCCUCCUCCUCCACCUCCUCCACCACCACCUCCUCCUCUAUCCAUCUCAGGUUUAGCCCCCCCACCUCCUCCUCCACCACCACCACCACCACCUCUUCCAUCCAUGCCAGGCUCAGCCCACCCACCUCCUCCUCCUCCACCACCACCACCACCACCUCUUCCAUCCAUGCCAGGCUCAGCCCCCCCACCUCCUCCUCCUCCACCACCACCACCUCCUCCAUCCAUGCCAGGCUCAGCCCCACCACCUCCUCCUCCUCCAGGUGGAGGUUUCUUAUUGGAUAAACCUCCCAGGAAAGAAGCGGUGGAGCCGUCCAGACCCAUGAAGCCUCUUCACUGGACCAGGAUCCAGAUGCAGGACAACAACAUCGACACACUGUGGAACCUUAUAGAAGAACCGAACAUAAUCAACUCCAGCGAGUUUGAGGAUCUUUUUGCCAAAAGCACGACAGAGACCAAGAGGAAGCCGCUGUCUGAGGCGUACGAGAAGAAAGCCAAAUCCAGGAAGAUCAUUAAGCUGCUGGACGCUAGGCGCUCUCAGGCCGUGGGCAUCCUCAUAUCAAGCCUCCACCUGGAGAUGAAAGAUAUUCAACAAGCUGUGCUGACUGUGGACCACUCUGUUGUGGACCUGGAGACCAUUGAAGCUCUGUAUGAAAACAGAGCCCAGCCCGAGGAGCUGGAGAGGAUCAAGAAACACUACGAGACGUCGGAGGAGGAGAAACUCAAACUCCUGGACAAACCCGAACAGUUCCUGUAUGAGCUGUCCCAGAUCCCAGACUUUGCAGGAAGAGCUCACUGCAUCAUCUUCCAGUCGGCGUUCAUCGACACGAUCGGGUCCGUCCAACGCAAGCUCAGCACAGUCUCCUCCGUCUGCAAGGCCCUGGUGGAGAGCCAGGACCUGCGGGAGAUGAUGGGACUGGUGCUGGCUCUGGGGAACCACAUGAACGGGGGCAGCAGGACCCGGGGUCAGGCUGACGGCUUCGGCCUGGAGAUCCUCCCUAAGCUCAAGGACGUGAAGAGCAGAGACAAUCGCAUCAGCCUGGUGGACUAUGUGGUGUCCUACUACCUGCACAAUGUGGACAAGAACGCCGGCACAGACAGGAGCACCUUCCCCCUCCCUGAACCCCAGGACAUCUUCCUGGCAGCACAGGUCAGGUUCGAUGACCUCACCAGGGACGUGAGGCAGCUCGGACGAGACCUCACAAGAUGUGAGAACAGUGUGAAGGAGGUUUGCAACAAUUCACCUGAAGAACAUCUGCAGCCGUUCAAAGACAAGAUGGAGGCUUUUGUUCUCAGUGCACGAAAGGAACAUGCAGAAACUUCCUAUCAGAUGGUGACUGUGCAAAAAAGUUUUCAGGACUUGGUUCUGUACUUCGGACUGAAGCCGAAGAGCGGAGAGAAGGACGUGACUGCCGCUCACUUCUUCAUGCUCUGGUUUGAGUUUUGCGGCGACUUCAAAGUCAGGUGGAAGAGGGAGAAUAAGACGAUCUCUAACGAGAGGUUAAAGGAGGCUCAGCUCUCGGUGAAGCGAAUCACUGCCGAGAAAAAAGUAGAAACGAGGAAGAUUAACGGCAACAGCCUGAAACAACGACUGCGUCAGAAAGAAGCCAACAUGUCUUCAACUUGAGAGACGUCACCUCUAACUUCACGUCAGCCACACAACAACCUCCUGCUCGGAUCAGACACCGAUGUUGAUUUAAUUUGUGUGUAUAUUUGUUUACAGACUCAAUUUGCCUGAGAUGUGUUGACAUUUAAAGAGACUGAAACAAUAGUAUGAGCAAUACGAUCGAUUUAACUGUGUACAUUACUUAAUUUUGCAGUAAUUCUUAUAUGUAAAGUCAAAAAUCUUUUACCGCAUUAUUUUCCACGAAUAAAAAAAUCACUCCUCAGAAAUGAGGUGAUGCAACAGCUGGGAAAGAUUUAUUUU
Messenger RNA from Platichthys flesus (European flounder), 4173 nucleotides. It is a transcript of the gene fmn1, whose product is annotated as formin 1. The record is from RefSeq and is a predicted model, not a curated record. Bases 235 to 3873 code for a protein of 1212 amino acids. Gene Ontology annotation, cellular component: actin filament; nucleus; endoplasmic reticulum membrane. The transcript is spliced from 17 exons. Gene Ontology annotation, biological process: actin nucleation. Lineage: Eukaryota; Metazoa; Chordata; Actinopteri; Pleuronectiformes; Pleuronectidae. Gene Ontology annotation, molecular function: microtubule binding.